AAUGUGUUUUGAUAGAUUAGUUUCCUCGAGACUGUUCCUGCCAUGGAUGUGCUCGUAAAACUGCGUCAUUAUGUGCUCAAUUAAAUAACAAGGUUGAACCCGCAGUUUUAAUGAAUGUAGCGGCGCGCAUGGACCUCUCCGCCUCUCCUCACGACACUUGAACGCAUCAGACGUCCUCCACUUUACCAAGGUCCCCACUUAUUUCUGCCCUCGAUUUUACGCAUUAUUUUCUCGGACCCCGCGCACUUUUUCCAACUCCUGGAAAGUUUCCCUGGCGCCUGGAUAUGUGGUGGAUGCUCUUUCCCAGAUGGAUUUGGUUUUUAUUCGGGCAGCUCUGCGUCUUGCGCUUGGACUUGCGCGCCAGAGCGUUGCCAAUGCCAAUGUCAAUGUCCAAAGUGGUUUAUACACACGCGGGGAUGUGUCCGAACGAGAUGAACCCGAACCUGUGGGUGGACGCCAUGAGCACCUGCAUGCGCGAGUGUGAGUCCGAUCAGGAUUGUGAGCCAUUCGAGAAAUGCUGUUCAAACGUUUGCGGAAACAAGAGCUGCGUGGCCGCCCGCUACAUGGACCUCCGGGGAAGGAAAGGUCCGGUGGGAAUGCCCAAAGGGAUCACCUGCGACCAAUUCAUGUGCACGCAACAGGGUUCAGAAUGCGACAUCUGGGACGGGCAGCCGGUGUGCAAGUGCAAAGACCGCUGCGGACAGGAGCCCCGCUUCAUCUGCGCCUCAGACGGCAUGACCUACUACAACAAAUGCUAUUUGGAUGCGGAGGCUUGCACGAGGGGUGUCUCUCUCACCGAAGUCACCUGUAAGUUCCACCUUAGCUUCUCCAACACCAGCCCUCUACCGGAGGAGACCACCGUUCGCCCCACCACGGCUCAUUUGGAGACCACCCCUAUGGAUAUUCAAGCACCUGUGAUGGUCAGCAAUCCGGUGAACUAUUUCGUGUUCGUAGGCGAAACGGCUAGUUUCCUAUGCGAGGUGACGGGCAAGCCCAAACCGGCAAUCACUUGGGAGAAACAAAUGAAAGGCAAAGAGAGCACAGUGAUGGGACCCAAUCACGUGCUUGGAAACAUAGUGGUUACCAACAUCGCCCAGCUGGUUAUAUAUAACGCUCAAAUCCAAGAUGCCGGCAUCUACACCUGCACCGCCACAAACCCCGGCGGCACAGUGCAGGCUCAUUUCCCGCUCUCUGUGGUCCCCCAAGAACAGACCGAACCGAAGCGGGUGACGAAUUCCACACGCUUAACGCCCGAGGAGUGUUUGAAAGAUCCCGAUAUGGAUAUCUGCGGAGAGGAGGGUGUUAGUUGGUACUAUGAAUCCAAAAGCAACAACUGCUUCACCUUCACGUACAGGCAAUGCGACACGAACAAAAACCAUUUCGACACGUACGAGUCGUGCAUGUCGUCGUGCGGAUCGGAGCUUGCCACACCUUGCUCCUUACCGAGCGUGCAAGGGCCCUGCAAGUCAUACACGCCACGUUGGGCCUACAGUCACGCUGUCAAGAAAUGCCAGCCGUUCGUUUACGGAGGAUGCGGUGGAAACGAGAACAACUUUAAGAGCCAGGAAGCCUGCGAGGAGAUGUGCCCCUUCCCCAAGACCAAAAACUGUAAGCAGUGCAAACCCAGGCAGAAGAUGGUUUCGAGCUUCUGCAAGAGCGACUUCGUGGUCCUGGGACGCAUUUCCGAGCUGAUGGAAGAGCACGACUCCGCGCUCAUCACGAUGGAGGAGAUCUUAAAGGAUGAAAAGAUGGGGCUGCGGUUCUUCCGUCAGGAACCUCUGGAGGUGACGCUGCUCAACAUGGAUUGGAAAUGUCCCUGUCUGAACAUAACCAGAGCUGAGGGCCAGAUGAUCAUCAUGGGGAACGUUCACAACGGCAUGGCCGUCCUGCAGCCCAACAGCUUCGUGGUCGCCUCGACGGCACGGCGGGUUCGUAAACUCCGUGAGGUUGUCAACAAAAAGCCUUGUGAUAUUUUGAUGGAGUUCAGCAGCACGAAGUACUAGCACGAUGCAAAAACUGAGAGCAAAAACAACUACAAUCACGUCAUCACGACGGAGAGACGAAUUAUGUGAUUUUAACUUUGUGAACGACACAAAGACGUAUACUAGAUGGUUUCAUAUGAAAGUAUUAUCUUAUUUACAUCUACACGUUGUAGUGCGAGUAUUAUUUUAGUUUGACUAAAAAGCCUCAGAUGUUAAAGCCGACUCUCUGUACCUGUCUCGAAACGAACGCCUCGCAGGCCGUCACUGAAACUUCAGUGGAAACAGGUAGUUAAACGUUACUAACCUAAAAACGAUUUAUGCUUCGCUAAAAAUGCAUUACAUUCGAAAGCCAUGUCAAAAAAAAAACAUGACAUGUUAAAUACUAUUGCACCUUAUUUAAUUCACACUCAUAACACUUUGUUCUGUUUAUUUAUUUUAACACCGUAUUUUUACAUUACUACCAUAAGUUGAAACAGGUAGUCCUAUGUACGUGCUUUACAAAGUAUGUUACGUGUUUUUUUUGUCAAACCAUACA
Triplophysa rosa is the source of this 2517-nucleotide messenger RNA. RefSeq names its product info WAP, follistatin/kazal, immunoglobulin, kunitz and netrin domain containing 2a (gene wfikkn2a). The record is from RefSeq and is a predicted model, not a curated record. Lineage: Eukaryota; Metazoa; Chordata; Actinopteri; Cypriniformes; Nemacheilidae. Gene Ontology annotation, molecular function: serine-type endopeptidase inhibitor activity; protein binding. Bases 285 to 2003 code for a protein of 572 amino acids. Gene Ontology annotation, cellular component: extracellular region. The transcript has 2 exons.